Suhomyces tanzawaensis NRRL Y-17324 is the source of this 831-nucleotide messenger RNA. RefSeq lists its product as uncharacterized. The transcript is spliced from 2 exons. Bases 11 to 340 code for a protein of 109 amino acids. The record is from RefSeq and is a predicted model, not a curated record. NCBI's taxonomy places the organism in Eukaryota, Fungi, Ascomycota, Pichiomycetes, Serinales, Debaryomycetaceae.
UUCUGGCACCAUGUCCAGAAAUACCCCCAAGUUGGCAUCCAAUGCUCUCAAUUUGCUCUCCAAGGUGAUUGAUUCAGACACUGAAGUGUCCACCAUCGACUUGAACUUGUUGGAGAACUUGAAUACAAACCAAUCUUUGAACUACAUCAAACUAGAGCAGAAGCUCAAUGUGUUGGAGAAGAACUCCCAGAGCUUGGAGAAGCUUGACGCGGAAUACAAGUCCUAUACGGAGGCCCUAGAUGCCAUUGAGCUCAAAGUACAGAAAAUGGAGAAGAUAGCUGGCGAAAUGGACGCCUGGUCCAAGUCAUUGGAAUCCAGAGCAAAGAACCAACAGAGAUGAUACAUCCAUGCUGCAGUGUAUAACAUCUCCCCACACUCAUAUCACCAAAUGUUCAAUCACCUGCAACAAUAUUUAAUCCCUACUUCAAGUGUUAGAGGACUAUUCGUGGCCACAAGAUGGUUUAUCUAAAACCUGACAUAGCUUCAUCGCAGAAAGAAAUGGUGGAUAGAACCGUCGGGAUUAAUUUAUUGGGAGGCCAUCCAAGUCCAUUCACAAUGUACUGCAAUUGAUAUGGCGUGCUAAAGGGAGUUUACGUCAGUGUCUGCACCACUGUCGGUAAAAGCUGAAAUUACGGGCGAGAGAGAGAAAUUGGGCAGUCGUCGAAGUCCCACGGGAUCAACAGUAUUAAAAUACCAUUUCAAUCAUCCGACAACAGACGCAAAGAAUUUGAUACGGAUUUGGAACAAUGUACAAACAUAAACUUCGAUAACUUUCCACAGAUAUACACAAGUGGUUGUUAGCGCUCUUGUGCCUAUACAACCAAGUCGCCC